Messenger RNA from Galendromus occidentalis (western predatory mite), 4959 nucleotides. RefSeq lists its product as uncharacterized. The transcript has 7 exons. Bases 1 to 4959 code for a protein of 1652 amino acids. Lineage: Eukaryota; Metazoa; Arthropoda; Arachnida; Mesostigmata; Phytoseiidae. The record is from RefSeq and is a predicted model, not a curated record.
AUGUACUCUGGGAAUGUAAAGAGUAAGGAACAGCAGCUUUCCCAGGAUAAGUACCGAAAAAUACUAUCAAAGAUCGGAAAGUCAGAGAUUCUGACAGGAUUGAGGACUCUGCACAACUUACUACUGAUCAUGAGAACGGUGCACGGCCGAGAGGCAGAAAACACUCUGAGCACAAGCAUUCCAGCUCCACCGGUCUACAAGACCGUGACAGCUAAUACCUACGGCGAAAAACUGCAUCGGCACAUACUCAUCGCCAGAGAGCUAGCUAAGGAGUUGGCUGACAAGGAAAAAGACGACAACAAAACAAGCUACGACAGCCGCAGAAGGGAAAACGUAUUCAAGUUGGGCGACCUCGUAUUGGUACUAUAUCCAUUCAGAAAGGUCGGCCAAUCGGACAAGCUACAAAGUCCGUUCUUCGGACCAUUCAUAAUCAAGGAGCAGAGGGGACCGGAGACAUUUCUGGUUGCACCGGUUGAACAAGCAACACUGCCUGGGCCCAGGACGAAAGAACAUACCGAACACUCGUCACGGCUGAAAGUGAUACAAGCUGACGAACCCGGCGCCGGACAAAUGGAAAACGACCCAGCAACUGCUCCAGCGAAUCUACCAACAGGCAUCACGGACCCAUCGGAAACAGCGAAUCCAGCAACCGAGCAUCGUUCGGAUCCUGCGAGAACAGAUUCCACGGACCAAUUAAGCCUGAGCGAGGACAGCAUCAAGGAUCACAUACUGAGAGGAUUGACAUCUGAGUAUUCCUUCUUGGUCCACGAGGUUCGGGGUGGGAAACACGACGAUGUCACCGCUCUGGUUCAAGACAUCAGUGAUUGCAUGGCUUCCAACAAACUACGGUCGGGCCAUAGGUCGGAUCGAGAAGACGCUCGGAGGCCGUCGUCGUUUUCCAGUGAAGCAGUCAAUGGAGCUCACCGGAGAAUCAGAUGUUAUAAGUGUCAUCAAGAAGGACAUAAAGCAAUGCAGUGCUCGUCGGAGCAACCCCUGCUGAUGAUUCAGGAAGCUGAGGGGAGGACUGAUGAGGCUCUUUACUCAAGCGAUAUUCUGAUCGGGAAGGAUUUGCUCGACACCGGACUGAUAACGAUAUAUUUCGACGGCUCGGCGUGGAUACUGAAGCCCGAGAUAUUCUUGCAAUUGAUGCUCGGACGGAUGGGAGGAGAACAAGCUCAGGGCAAGAACAAGAAUGUCAGCGUAUUGACUGUGGAGGAUGUGGAGAUUCCUGCAAGAUCCAUCCAUUUCAUAAGAGCGAAGUUGAACGAAGUUUGCGGUGGGACGCUCAUGAUCAAGCAUAUGGAUGAUGUUGGAGUGCUAUGCGGGGUUCGGGACGGAGAUACGCUUAUCCCGAUUUCGAACACGGAGUUGAAGAAGAAGGUGAUCAGCCGAGGAUCGGUAUUUGCGAAGGGUCGCUUGCUGGAGGCAGGAGAUAUUUUCGAAUUGGAGCCGGUGACGAAGUUUGGCGAGGGAGCGGUCAUCAGACAGAUAAGAGAACGACCGAUGUUAAAGGCAGAAGAUCUCAAGGUGGAGAAAAGCGUACCGACUCGUCUCGUAGCGGAAUUGGUAGAAUUGGUGAACAAGUAUGCCGAUGUCGUUGCUGUGUCGAUGGAAGAUCUGGGUAAAACCCAAGUGGCUGAGUGUACUAUCGAGGAGAUGGCGGGAAGUGGACCAAUAUGGGCGCGACCGUACAGGCUCUCUCUGGCUGAACGAGAUGCACUCAAGGAUAUCGUGAAGAAGAUGCUCGCGGCUGGAAUAAUUCAGGAAUCAAACUCGCCGUAUGCGAGUCCUGUCAUGUUGGUCAAAAAGAAAGAUUCCACCUUCAGGCUGGUCAUUGACUUCAGGAAAUUAAACAGUCAGACGCUGAGGAAGAAUUUUCCGAUCCCGUUGAUAGAGGAUAUCUUGGAUGCCGUUGGAGGACGACAAAUACAUACGACAAUGGAUGUAGCCUGGGGAUACUAUCAGAUCCCUAUGGCCCGUGAUGCAUGCCACAAGGCAGCAUUCAUAACACCAGACAGGCAUCAUGAGCCCCUGGUGAUGAUGAAUGGGAUAGCCAAUGGCCCAGCGGUCUUCCAAGAGCUUAUGAACAAGGUGCAGGGAAUGAUUGGCAGGGAUGUUGUCUUUCCAUUCGUGGAUGAUAUGAUAACAGCCACGGAUAAAUUCGAUGUUCACUUCAGUUUGGAGAAGAUCUUCUCGGUGUUACGAGAAGUAGGCUUGAAGAUUCGAUUGAGCAAAUGCGAGUUCUUCAUGAAGACAGUCGACUUUCUGGGUUUCACGCUAUCCAAAGACGGAAUCCGGCCAGGAAAUGCGAAGCUGAAGGCGAUUGAGGAGUAUCCGGUGCCGAAGAGUGUUCCAGAAGUGAGAAGUUUCCUGGGUCUGGCUGGAUUCUUCAGGAGGUUCAUCAAGGGAUUCUCAACCGUCGCGAAUCCCCUGACAUCAAUGUUGAAGAAGAAUGCCGUCUUCGAUUGGAAUCAGGAGUGUGAGGAUGCAUUUGAGCAGCUGAAGCAGAAACUCAUGGCCAAGCCUGUCUUGACCAGCUUCACCAGGGGGAAUCCUAUUCAGCUCCACACUGAUGCGAGUGGAGUGAGAUUGGGAGCUGCCCUGAUGCAGAAAUAUGACGGAGCAUGGAAAAUGGUGUGCGCGGCAAGUCGGCGAUUGUCGGCUACCGAGCAGAAGUACCACUCCACUAAACUCGAACAGUUGGCGGUUGUUUGGGCCUGUGAGCGGUUCAGACAUUACCUCUAUGGAGAAGAGUUUGAAGUAGUGACUGAUUGUGUGGCAGUUCAGGCGCUGAAGAGUAAAAGAGCAACCUCGAAUCAAAUAGCGAGAUGGCUGUACAAACUGGCCGAGUAUGAGUUCACUAUCACGCAUCGAGCAGGAGAAAGAAUGCAGCACGUGGAUACUUUUAGUAGGUAUCCCGUCGAAGAUGCUCCCAUCGAAGAAAAAGGAGUUGAAGAUCGAAAGAGGGUGGUGAAAACCUUCGACGAAGCCACCGCAAUAUUGCAGUAUCAAGACAAAGAGAUUGGCAGAGUGGUUGAGGCGUGGAAACGUAAAGAGAUCCAGCGUAGGGAAUUGAUGCGAGCGCAAUUCGAAGUCAAGAACGGAGUGUUGUUCCGCAAGAUGGAGAUCGAGGGACGGGAGAGAUUAUUAUUUGUUGUCCCGAGAGCAGCAAGAAAAUGCAUUUGCGUCUUGAUGCACGAGCAGUCGGGUCACUUCGGAAAGGACAAGACGAUGGCAUUGAUUCAAGAGAGAUACUGGUUCCCAGUGAUGAGGAAAUAUGUCCAGCAGCACCUCAGACAAUGUAUAGAAUGCUUGUAUAAUGAGGAAAUCACUGAGCGUCAAGAGGGUAUAUGCCACCCGAUCCCGCCUGCCAGGAGACCCUUCCAGAAAAUCAUGAUCGACCAUUGCGGUCCCUUCCCUCCGUCGGCUAGCAAGCAGCACAUAAUAGUGCUCGUGGAUAGUUUAUCCAAGUUCGUGGUUCUUGAAGCAGUCAAGACCACCGAAACGAGGUAUGUCAUCGUAUUCCUGACGAGGAUCUUUUACCAAUACGGGCUCCCGGAUAUCUUCAUAUCAGAUCCGGGAACAGCCUUUACGUCUAAGAAGCUUCAAGAGUUCGUCGCAGAAAAAGGGAAUCGACAUGUCAAAAUAGGCGUGCAGCACCCUCAGAGCAAUGGACAAACUGAGCGGAUGAAUAAAACGGUGGUGACAGUCUUACGGAUUCUGUGCCAUCAUCCAGAGGAACGAGACUGGUUCGGUAAAUUGGAAGCAACGGCGCAUUUCAUUAAUCGUAGGGUUGCGAAAAGUACGAACAAGUCGCCAUUCGAGGUGCUCUACGGUUAUCUGCCGAGAAGGGAUAACUUCUCGUUGUACGUCGAUGAGCAGCAGACUUCAAAAGGGUGGAAUCCUCCCCAGUCAUUGAGAGACGAAGUUACUCAUGCAGUCACGCUCGCGCAGAAGGAUUUCUCGAAGUAUUAUGAUUCUAAACGCAGGCCACAUACGGUGCGUUACUCCGUUGGAUAUGGAGAAGUCGUCCGCAGACUCCCAGUCGCCACGGGAUUACCGACGAAAUUGCAGCCAAAGUUCCGAGGACCCUUAGUGGUCACAGCAGUAUUAGCAAAUGACUCAUACCAGUUAGCACAGCUCGGUGGCAGUAAUUAUAUGACUACUGCGCACUGCUCGCAAAUCAAACUGUUUAAGGUCGCUCAAGAGGUGGGAGACGUGAUCGUUCCACAUGAAACCGAUUCGGAUGAUGAGCUCGAUGCCAUAAACCCAGACGAUAAGCAUGGUGAAGGAGAAGUGACUUUUCAGGGAGAGUCCAGGCAAAACCCCGAAGCUCGUUCAAGCGCAACGACAGAAAGUUCAGUCGAGACAGCCCCGUCGCAGGAGGACAGUGUCCCAGGAAUCAGGGAUAAAGAGACCGAUGAGACGCUUUCGAGGCUCAUGGAUAGCUGGGAAUUGAAGGACACCGAGGAUGGAGGGUAUGGUGACGCCUUGCUGUCUGUUCAUCGAGGAAACAAGUGUGUGAUUAUCAAACUCUGGGACGCCCCAUGCGUUCCGGAAAUGAAUACGAACCUUAUCUCUGUCAGCAAGUUGACGGAAAGUGGCUACAAAGUCACAAUGAGCACUGAGAGGACCCUCAUCUCCACCGGUCAAGGAAGAGCGAUAGCCGAAUGUAAGCAAGGACUCUACGUCCUCAACAUCGACAAACGAAUCAAAUACGAAGACGACUUCUUCAACUGUGAAUCAUGUCAACAAGGAAAACAGCACCGGAGCACCUACCGAGCCAAACCCACAGACUGCAGAGCAAAAAGACCAGGAUACAUCCAUGGCGACCUAUGCUCGCCAGCCCAACGAUCCCUGACCGGCUUCAACCACUUCAUGUGCCUGACCGACGACUUCAGUCGUUUCCGACGAGUGUACUUCUUCAAAACUAAGGAGCAAGCAGCAGAGGCCAUCUGA